AUGUCCAUUUCAGAUACAGAAUCCCAUCCAGCCUUCUACCACUCCAAAAAGCGCAUUUGGGAUUUCCCGAUCACUUUACCGGCCUCAAAUUCUAACAGACCAACCCGACAAACCAAACUGAAUGCAUACUGUGUUUGUGGAUUUGACAGUCUCUGGAAACUCUGGUAUGCCGUGUUCGUGGUCUUAUCAACUUGUCUACUUUUCUGGUUGGCAAUCGUCCGGUAUCAGGAAUUCAAAGCACAGUCCUUUCAUCCACGAUUCGGUUUUGACUGGAACUGGAGCUUUCCUCUGAAUCUCCAAGUGGCCUGUCUAGUUGCUGUGGUGUGUCUCUUUCCCUUGCUAAUUUACGCCUCGGUUUCAAGAGUGGGACACUCAGCGAAUGAUGGGAUAGUUCUUGGUAGAGAUUGCCUCCACCUGCACGCGAUGCUGGCUCAACUGCCGUGUUUCCGACUGGCGCAGCGGUCGGCCGACCCGGAGGCGGCAGAGCGUCUGCGGGCACGUAUCGCUCACUCCACCCAGUCACUGAACGAGGCCACCCAGUCUCCCGAUUUCGAGUCCUUCAUUAUUCAAGACAGGGUUGAGGCCCUCGAACAUGCCAGUUGGUACGUUGCAACCAGGCGACAACUGCGUCCCUUCGCCUGCCUCAUCCACGUCCUCAUCGCGUUCGCGCUCCUCCUACCCGUCUGCGUUUUUGAAGCAGAACAGAUUAAAAAUGAAGCAAUACCACCAGUCUUUGCCUUUCAACCGCGUCGAGGCCAUCAUUUACGUCGACAGAGCCAAGGCAACAGGGUAGGAAUGAGGCGAAGAGGGAGAAGCAGCCUCACCCUUUUCGCCCUUGGCGAGCAUGGUAGGCGGUACUGCGAUGACGGGCGUCGUCAAUCCCAGACUGAUGAGUCAUGCUAUUGCCCCAUGCGUUGCCGUGCUUGCGCAAGCACUGCCGGCACCGCUGUUCGCUCGAUCUGGGCGCGACACGCCGUGCACGAAUGCUGGAAUCACUUGCCAGUACUCUAUGCGCUGUCAGCAUGUCAUCAGCGCAAUUAG
Echinococcus granulosus is the source of this 1041-nucleotide messenger RNA. RefSeq lists its product as hypothetical. The record is from RefSeq and is a predicted model, not a curated record. NCBI's taxonomy places the organism in Eukaryota, Metazoa, Platyhelminthes, Cestoda, Cyclophyllidea, Taeniidae. Bases 1 to 1041 code for a protein of 346 amino acids. The transcript is spliced from 2 exons.